Vanrija pseudolonga is the source of this 543-nucleotide messenger RNA. RefSeq lists its product as uncharacterized. The record is from RefSeq and is a predicted model, not a curated record. NCBI's taxonomy places the organism in Eukaryota, Fungi, Basidiomycota, Tremellomycetes, Trichosporonales, Trichosporonaceae. The transcript is spliced from 3 exons. The coding region runs from base 1 to 543 and encodes 180 amino acids.
AUGACGCCUUCCACCACCGAGACGCCUCCCGCGGGGAGUGCCCCCGACAAUGGCACGGCCUCCGACCAAGUCACCGACGCUGGACGCGCUGUGCCCCAGACCGACCCUGUCGACCUUCAGGAAUGGCUUGCCGGCGUCCAGGCUUUGAAUUCGGUGUUGUUUACCAAGGUAAACUCACAUACCACCUCGCGAGCUGACACGAAGUACACCCUCACGGCGGCGAUUGCUCCCACCUUCCCAGUCGCCGAGUUCAUGGAGCUCACACUUCGCUCGAUGCUCCACGAGAUGAACGCUGGGAUUACAUUCACCUCCACUUGGACUGGUGGGGAGUUCUUUGACACGUUCACGAUCUAUCCUGCCGGUGGUCGCCCCUUCAACCGUGUCCAGCUCCUCGCCACGGCGCGACACUUCUGUAGCCACGUCGAGUGCGAUGCUACUUUCCGCAUUGAGCCUGCGAUCCCUUCGCUCGUCGGUGUGGUCGACACGCAGUAUCUCACGACUGCCGACGGCCGCCACCUCACCUGUGACGUCAUGUGGCUCUAA